Solea solea (common sole) is the source of this 6126-nucleotide messenger RNA. It is a transcript of the gene arid1b, whose product is annotated as AT-rich interactive domain 1B. Gene Ontology annotation, biological process: regulation of transcription by RNA polymerase II; positive regulation of DNA-templated transcription; chromatin remodeling. Bases 1 to 5913 code for a protein of 1970 amino acids. Gene Ontology annotation, cellular component: SWI/SNF complex; brahma complex; nucleoplasm. The record is from RefSeq and is a predicted model, not a curated record. The transcript is spliced from 23 exons. Lineage: Eukaryota; Metazoa; Chordata; Actinopteri; Pleuronectiformes; Soleidae. Gene Ontology annotation, molecular function: nucleosome binding; DNA binding.
AUGGAAGAGCAGAAAACAACAUCCUCCAGGUGGAGAAGAGCGGAGCAGACGAGCAUCAUGAGGAGGAACAUCAGCCGAGGAGGAGGACAGCAGGAAAGGCUGCAGCAGGAGCGGAAAAAGCCGCGGCUCCUCCGGGUUGACUCUGAUGAUGAUGGGGCUGGAGGAGGAGGAGGAGGGCCUUGCUCUGAUCAACAUGGCGGACAACAAAGCGCAGGGACUGGGGUGAGACGAGCGGAACACAGCGCCAUGGACCAGCUUCACAACUCCCACGAAGGCUAUAACAACAACAACAACAGCCCGUACAACCACUACCCGAACUACCGACCCGGAUACGGGACCAGUGGUUACGGAGGCAUGAUGAGUCCCUCCCGCCAGGGGAACAGCCUGCUGGGCCCGAGCUCAAACCACAGCAAAGCGGCUAUGACUGCUGCCAGCUCCCCGGCUGGAGGUGGAGGCGGCAGCGGCGGAGGAUUUCAGCGAUACACCGGGCAGCAGCAGCCGCCGCAGCCACCCGGAGCUACACCGACUCUGAACCAGUUAUUAACGUCUCCGAGUCCGAUGAUGCGCGGUUAUGGAGGCGGAUAUUCAGACUUUAAUCACCCCUCCUCCGCUCAGCAGCAGCAGCCGAGCAUGGGGCCGGCUAAAGAUACAGGCUCCCAGUACGGCUCGGCUGCUCACGGCUGGGGGGGACAACAAAUAACCCACCCGGCGUUGAGCCCGGGGAACACCGGGCAGGGCGGCGGCAGGUCCCAGGUGCCGCCCAUGGACCCGAUGUCGAUGAAGCGCUCUCAGCUCUACAGUAUGAGCAACAACCCAUACCCGCAACAGCAACAACAGGGGGCGCCGUAUCCUGGCCAGUCCUAUGGCUCCCCCUCCCCCCACAGAUACCCGAUGGGAAUGCCCAGCAGGGGGCAAAUCGGGAUGGGACCGAUGCAGUACCCUCAGCAACAGAUGAGCUCUCAGUACUCGCAGCAGCAACAGCAGCAGCAGGGUUACUGUCAGCCGGGUCAGCCUCCGUACUUCAGCCCGCCUCAGCAGCAGCAGCCCGCCGCCCCCAGCCAGCCGCCAUACAUGCAGCCCCGCCCACUGCCUCAGCAGGAGGCACCACAGGAGGCGUACGCCGGCCGUGGUCAGUCUGCUGCUAUGACUCCUGGGAAACCAAACCAUGAGGAGAUGAGUCAACAGGAGAGGCCAUCCAGCCUCCCUGAUCUUUCCGGGUCCAUUGACGACUUGCCCACAGGUACUGAGGCUGCGGUGAGUUCAGGGGCGUCGGGAUCUGGGAGUAUUCAGGGCGAUCAGGGAACUCCAGCUCGCUCUCCUUUCUCGCCCCACGUGUCGCCCCGACACCCUCCGCCCGCUCACUCCGGGCCCUCGCCGUCCCCCUCGCUGUCCCCCGCAGGCUCCAGCAGCCAAUCACGAUCAGGACCUUUGUCCCCGGCCACCAGUGGACCAGGAGCUCAGCUGACCCCUCAGGUCCCGGGUCCUGGAUCAGAUGUUGGUCCUCAUUCGUCCCAGAUGACCAUGACUCAGGACAGAGGUUUGUCUUCUUCCAUGCAGCGUAGUGCCGCAGGGCCUCAGUUUGGCCCCCAGCAGUCUGCACCGCCCAUGUCCCCUCACCCGCCACUGGGGGGUGCAGUGCACCACGGCUCCUACCAACAGGGCAGCUCAUACGGCCAGUAUGGCCCCCCAGGUAACUACCCCUGCCCCCCCAACUACAGCGGCCCCAGCCCGGGCCUGGCCAACAGCCUGGGGCUGAACGCCGGCAGUCCGAUGCACGGUCAAGGUCCGUCCACUCCAGCAGGUCGCGGUCCCGGGCCUGGAGCUGGGGGGCGGUCCUACCCCGCCGCGGGGAGUGCCAUGGCCCCCACCUCCCCAGGUAUGCCACAGCCCGCUGGUCAGGGCAUGAGGCCUCCGGGGCCCAACACCGGCCGCAAACCACUCGAUGUCGGCCCGAGCACCGGGCCCGGUGCCAACUCCUCACCCUCGUUCUCAGCCGGAGCUCAGAACAGGCCUCCCUUCACCCGCUCGCCCGGCUACCACAACAAGUCUUGGCCAGGGAGUGGAGUCUCCCUCUCUCCACACCACUCCCCCCUCCCUCACCCCUCCCAUCACUCCCAGCAGGGAACCAGUGCUGUGCAGGCAGAGCAUCAUGGACAGGGCAGCAGCUUCCCGACCAUGACAGCAAUGGCAGGGAUGGGCCCCGGGGCCGCCGGAGUCCCCACAGGUCCCUACAGCCAGCAGCAGCCGGGCAGUAACUCUGGAAGGAUGACACCGCAGGGGCCCGUCCUCAGCCAGCAGGGGGCCCCCUACUACGCCCCGCCCUCAGGCUCCAUGAUGAUGUCAGCAGAUGUGAUGGCUGCUCAUCCAGACACCAAGCAGAGGGCGGAGCUCAGCAAAGAGGGUGUGGCCUCUUCCACAGAACCACCCAAACCUAAGAAGCCCAGUGUGGCCACCAUGACCAGCGAGAAGAUCACACGGCUGUACGAGAUGGGCUCUGAGCCUGAGAGGAGGCCGUGGGUCGACCGCUACCUGUCCUUCAUGGAGGAGCGAGGGACGGCCGUCCCACACCUGCCCGCCGUCGGCAAGAAGCCGCUGGACCUGUGUAGACUCUACCUGUCCGUCAGAGACAUCGGGGGACUGGCCAUGGUGAAUAAGAAUAAGAAAUGGAGGGAGCUGUCGUCACUGCUGAGUGUGGGGACGUCCAGCAGCUCGGCCAGUUCCCUGAAGAAGCAGUACAUCCACUACCUGUUCGCCUACGAGUGUCAGGUGGAGCGUGGGGAGGAGCCUCCACCCGAGGGGCCGGCCCCCAGCGGGGACGCCAAGAAACCAACGUCACUGCAGGCCAAGAUCCAGCCCCCGUCCCCAGCCAACUCCAGCUCCCUGCAGGGGCCCAGCACUCCUCAGUCCAGCAGCAGCUCCCUGACCGAGGCCCCCACGGACCUGAAGCCCCCGACCCCCGCCUCCACACCACACGGCCAGAUAGGCCCCCAGCCCGGAAACAGGACCAUGGUGAGUGUCCAGGACCCGUUCUCUGAAGGCAGCGAUCCGGCUUUCCACAAUAAGAGAGGGGCGGGUCCUGGAGGGGCCCCCUACCAGCAGGGAGGAGGUCCAGCAGAGUCCCCGAUGAGGAUGCAGUACGAUGCCAACAAAGACCCAUACGGAGGAGUGAGGAAAGGUCCUGGACCUGGUGAGGCCUUCGGUCCCAGUCAGAUGCCCGGCGGGUCCAUGCAGGAAAUGUAUCCUCGCGGGAUCGGACCCAGACCCCAGUACUCGUACAGUCCCGGGUUCGAGCGCAGACUGGACCACGUGAUGGGACCAGAGGGAGGCGCGGCGCCCCCUGUGGGUCAGAGUGGGAACGAGGCUGGCAUGUUCCCGUCCAGCAGGUUCCCGCAGCAGAGACACGACACCUACGCGCAGCAGUUCCCUCACAACAUGGCCUACACUUCCCAUCAGCCCCUGUUUCCUCAGCAGCAGGGCUACAAGCGACCGACGGACGGAAUGUUCCCGCCCUCUAAGCGUCAUGAGGGGGAGGGGUUUGGCGCACAGCAGUUUGGCGCUCAGCAGCCCGAAAUGUUCGGCCCGUCGUACGGAGGAGGGGGAGGAGCCGGGGGAGGAGCUUACCUGGGUUCUGAGCGACGGCCGGUCCAGGGUCAGUAUCCGUAUCCGUACGGCCGCGAGCGCCCGCCGCCGCAGCACGUCCUGCUGGGCUCAGGACCCCCAGUGUCCGGGGGCCACGGGGAGGGGCCCCAGGCAAACAUAUGGCCCCCCAGGACAGACCUGAGCUACACCUACAACAGGGGUCUGAACCGAGGGGAGGAGCCAGAGGGCAGGGCCCCCCCGGAGAGCCAGUGGCCCCCCGGUCACCUGGGCCAGCGCCAGCCCCCCUACCCCCCCCCACACUCCUCCUCCUCAUCAUCAUCAUCAUCACCGUCCAUGCCCUCCAGACCACCUCUCUCCUCUUUCCAAGCCACACCCGCUGUCCCUAACCACCUGACCCGCUCUCACAGCCCCUCCACCUUCCCCCGGCCCAUGGGCGGUUCUCUGUCCCCGAACAGUGCCCCAUACCUGCCCUCUGUGAAGAAACCGGCACUUCCUGCUGUCGGCCCCCCGCCCACCCACAGCCUGCCCUCCCUCAUCAGCAGAGACUUUAGCUUCCCGCCUGGCUCUGUGGAGGCCACGCCCCCCAGAGUAAAGCCACGGCGCCGACUCACCGCCAAGGACACAGGAACGCCGGAGGCGUGGCGAGUGAUGAUGUCACUGAAGUCCGGCCUCUUAGCAGAGAGCACGUGGGCCCUGGACACGAUCAACAUCCUGCUGUACGACGACAAUAGUGCAGGCUCAUUCAUCCUCUCACAGCUUCCUGGUUUCCUUGAACUCGUCGUGGAGUUUUUCCGUCGAUGCCUGAUCCAGAUCUUCGGUCUCCUGGAGGAGUACGAGGUGGGAGGAGCCGAGGGCCAGGGGGCGCUGUUGGUGCCUCAGCCCCACCCCCCUCAACAGCAGGAGGCGGGGCUGAAAGAGACAAAUGACCAAUCAGCACAGGAGUGGGUGAGGAGUUCAGAGGAGGCGUCGCCACUUCACACGAUGUCUAUGACCACUGAGGAGGCGGAGUGUGCGGAGCUCCGCCCUCCACAGGCCAGCAAGUAUGACAAACUACCAAUCAAAGUGGAGGAGAAGGAGGAGGCGUGGCAGGAGGUGGAGGAGCGCUGGGCGGAGCUUAGCAGACCCAAUGGCUUCAUCAGUGGCCUCCUGCACUGGAGAGCAGGGGGCGGAGACUCCACUGCCCACAUCCAGACUCACUUUGAGCCGCGCACACUAGACUCCGCCCCCCCAGACCCUGCACAGAGGAGAGAGGAGAGGGAGCAAGGAGACGAGGACAGGGAGGAAGAGGCCGGAGGUCAAAGGUCACUCAGUCAGCUGGAGGAUGAGCCGCGCUGCUGGGACGCGGCGCCGCUGUCCACGGCCGAGUCGUGGCAGGACUCGCUGUCGCGGCGCUGCGUGUGCGUCUCCAACGUGCUGCGUGGCCUCUCCUUCGUCCCUGGCAACGACGGCGCCAUGUCGCGACACCCGGGCCUGGUGCUGAUCCUGGGCCGCCUGGUGCUGCUGCACCACCGCCACCCACACCGCAGACGCACGCCGCCCUCCUACCAGCGGGAGGCGGAGCGCGGCCUGGCGUGCAGCCGCGACGAGUGGUGGUGGGAGUGUCUGGCGGCGCUGCGGGAGAACGCGCUGGUGACGCUCGCCAACAUGUCGGGUCGGCUGGACCUGUCGCUGUACCCGGAGAGCGUGUGUCUGCCGCUGCUGGACGGGCUGCUGCACUGGCUGGUCUGUCCGGCCGCCGAGGCGCAGGACCCGUUUGCAGCGGCGGGGGGCGGUCCCUCAUCGUCACUGACGCCACAGCGGCUGGUGCUGGAGUGUCUGUGCAAGCUGAGCAUCCAGGACGCUAACGUGGACCUGCUGCUCGCCACGCCGCCAUUCAGCCGGCAGCUCGAGGUCUUCGGUACGCUGCUGCGACUCAUCGGUGAGAGGCGGAGUCAGGUGUGUCGGGAGAUGGCUGUGGCCGUCCUCGCUCACCUGGUGCAGGGUGACGCGGCGGCGGCGCGGGCCGUGGCCCGGCUGAAGGGCAGCGUGGGAACUCUGAUCGGUUUCCUGGAGGACAGUGUUGCCGUGGCGCAGUACCACCAGAGUCCACACGGCGCGCUGCACGCCGCCUCCGUGCCGCCGCCGGAGCCACCCAGCGUCAACAUGAUGUGCCGCGCUGCCAAGGCCCUGCUCGCCAUGGCGACGGUGGAGGAGAACCGGGCGGAGUUUGUGGUGCACGAGAGUCGACUGCUGGACGUGUCGCUGUCGGCGGCGCUGAGCUCGUCUGUGGCGUCCGUCAUGUUUGAGGUGCUGUUCAAACUCAGCCGCUCGUGACAUGCCCACACCGCAGCAGCAGGCUCCGCCCACCAGAUAAACUCUGCUAUUCUAUUUUUAUUUAAAGAACGGAACAAAGUUUGUACGUACAAAUGAAUCUAUAUAGAAUCUAUACGGCUCCGCCCACAAAUGUUUAUUUGGGAUUUUGAAAUAAUUUUAAUACGGAAAAUAUUUAAUACUUGUAUUUUAGAUUUUUUUAUUUUUGUUGUUUUG